UGAUUCAGUCUUUUCUCAGCUUCACUUUAAGCGGGAAGACAUCCGCGAGCAGGAAUUCGUCUGCAUACCCCCCUACCAGUAUCUGUUGGCUGGGCUACCCGUCCAGACGCACAUCGUGUCCGGCCACUCUCUCAUGGGAAUUCGGACGACAUGUUAACCCAAGUGGUUCUCCUUCCCACAUCACCCCCGAGCCUUGGCCUACUGCCCAUUAUCCUCCCAGUGUGACAAUUGAGUCCUUGGGCGAUCUUCCCAGGAUUCUCCCGCACGGCUUGUUCUCUGAGGAUUUUCUUCUUCUACUUUAGGUUGUCGAAUUAGGUAAAUCCGUACCUAGGAGCCAGGUAGGGCUUCCGUACCUACUUCUACCCACCCAAAUCGGCGUAGGUGAAGGGUGAGAGAAGCUGGACCAACCCCUGAUGCACACCACGACACGGCCGUUUACGAUGGAGCCCCCAACGAUACUUGCCAGAAUUGGCGAGACCAACUUCAACCCAAAACAUGCCGUUGCCUGGAUUGAGGAGCAGCCGGAGGCAUUGCAACUAUGGCAACUUGUCUUCCAAGGACUUCUCUCGUGUGCGGAGAAACCGAAGCAAUCGUCUGGGAAUGCCUGUGUGAAAUUACACGGGUUUGUUGAGCAAUGCUCCAAAUCUACCCACUCCUCACUGCGCAACUUUGCUUUCGCGGAGAGCACUGCCCUGAGGCUUUUCGAUUUUUUCAUGGAGUGGAACGAGCAGGAUUCUCACCGGUCUAUGCGGCUCGUCCUCGAUUUCCUUGCACAUUCUAUAUCCAAAAACCCCGUGCCAGAGGUCGGAGACUCCAUCAAGGAGGUCGUGCUGAACAUCGCCGUAUCUGCCAUCACCCAGCAGACCUCGCGGCCGUCGGUGAAAUCUGCCAUGGCUGCUUUAGACUUUGUCAUCCAGAAGAGAUUAGUAUACGUGUGCAGAGUCUUAGACGUCUACCAACAAGUUCACGGCCUGUCCUCGGAUGUCGAGGCGCUCUGGGACCCCGUUAUCUCUAAGAUUUUCGCUUGGAUGGAGCUGCACCCCGUAUGUCCUAUAGCCGGGAAACUUCUCGUUACCGUCUUCACCAGCCCUUGGUAUGAAGGUAGUGAUGCGAGGCAUCAACCAGAUGCUUGGCACGAAUUUAUAUACAAGGGUUUGCGGAUGAAUACCGAGUAUCUCGAGCCUAUUAAACUAUAUGUAUUCAUCCCAUUAUUCAAGGCUGAUCGGGUGGGCUCGCUAGUAUAUCUUAAUCACCUGUAUUCGCUUCAAAGACUCACCACAAAAAGCAGCGAGAGCUGGGACCCCAAUUCGAUGCUCUGGCUUGCUAUGCUGGAAGCAGGGAAGAAGGCUGGCGUGGUCAAUGAGCCGGGCGGUGGAUCCGAGCACAACGGCGAUAAAGCGGCUACGCAACUACGAGUAGAUGUACUCGAAAGCGUUCUGUGCCAUGACUCCCACGAGGCCCGGUCUUCGGCUGUCUCUAUUCUUAUCGCGUCGCCGUCGACUACAAAACCGUACACGGCAGAGGCCUUGGGCCUUCUCAAGCGGCAUCUACCAUCCUUCCACGAGGACUCCAACCCCAAAUUUCGUUACGACGUCCUAGGACAUUCGAGAAAUAUGAUAAAGCGUAUUCAGAAUACCAUUGAGUCUCUACGACGAGAAGAUGACCGGGUUUCGAGGCAAGCUAACAAAACAAGACCAACUAGCGAUGUGCUUACGCAUAUAGAAGAAGACUUGAAAGGUCAGCUUGGUGGAUUUGCUGCACGUCAAAAUCCUGCCACCACGCAGUUACGUGCUACGCUACGCCAGCAUGAGGAUUUCGCGUCCUGGUAUGUUGGCUUCCUUCAAGGAGAGCUUGCCCCCACCGUAUCCUACCAGCGCCAUAUUACUGCAUUAAAGGUUAUGGGGCUUAUUAUCAAGUCGGCACCGGUUCAGACAGAUAAGACGCCAGACACCUUUGGGCUUAGACAUCUACUCAUCGACUCAACGUGGUUCCGAUCUGUCUUAGAUCUCAUUAUGGACCCGUACGACGACGUGAGGGAAGCUGCAGGCUCGUUAGCGAUGUCACUUUCUUUGGAAAAUGGUACCGCGAGACUACAGAAACAGGUAUAUACAAUGGGAAAGGCUCCGAUAGAAGUACUUCGAAGCUUUUGCCACAGGGCGGAUGAGCUUGCUCGGAGGACCGCUCGUGCCGAUCACUCGGAUGGUGUCGCCCGAUCGUUUGAGCUCUUGUAUCGCUGGGAUGCCGAUGGAGAAGGCAGGAUGCGAAUCCCCUUUGGUGUGCUAUCGAGCCUCGAAACCAAGCUCUCCGCAGCCGAGCGAGAUCUAGCUACCGCGGUGCUCCAGGCCCCAGUUCACGGCAGUUUUGCAUCCCUUCGCUACUUAUGGGGUUCUCUCUCUAAUACCAAGUACUCCGAGGUAGAUCUUCGAGCCAUGAUCGAAUUACAAGAUCGCACCAUUGCCUGCUGCCAGAGAAUAUGGCAAGCAGUGCGGCAUGUAUUAUGUGAUGACUCCCCAGAGGGCCACCUACCCGAAGAACUAGAAGAAGUCGACGGGCUCGACACGAAAGACUUGCUUAGCUAUAGCUUUCGGGCGAUUCACGAGUCUAGCAAUCUGAUGCGUGUUAUCGCGAGUAACGCUCACCAAGACCGAGGGCCGGGGUUUUUAGCUCCUUCGAGACCGAAUUUUGAGGCAAUUGGACGGUUGACAUUCGAGGAACUGUCAACUCUGCGACACCGGGGAGCUUUUACAACCGUAUCCCAGACAUUCGCUAGUUGUUGUCAGCUUGUAAAAUACUUCCCGGCACAACUUGACGAAUCUGGCGAUACUUCUAGUUUGCUGGAGGAAUGGUACGAGGGGGCUCUUUCUUGCAUUCAUACCCAGGUAUCGACGACUCGAAGGUCAGCAGGUAUCCCAGCCCUGAUUGUGGGAAUACUUUCUUCGAAUGCAGAUCGUCCAUCUUUCCCAGAAGUUAUUCGCAAGCUACAAGACAUCGGUUGCCGACCGGCGCUCGCGUCUGAAACCGACGGGUCAAAUUUGCCCCAGGUACAUGCUCUAAAUAGCAUCAAAGAUAUCUUCAAGAGCUCUCAUCUUAGCAAGACCGCGGAACCCUACCUCGCCGACUGUCUACAAUUGGCGGCAAAUAGUCUUAAAUCUGAGAUAUGGGCAAUUCGAAACUGCGGUCUUCUGCUCCUGAGAAGUCUCAUCGAUUGCCUCUUCGGUACGAGCGAGAGCAAAACGUCGAUCGAAGCCGGAUGGGACGGGCGCUCUACCAAGAUAUCUUAUUCCAAGUUCAGGGCCCUCCCUGCCCUUCUUGUUAACCUCCUGGAGAUAGGUUGGCAGCCUACGGGAGUCCUGAUAGGAUCGCAGACGGCGGAGUCCGUCUUUCCUGCGCUGGACAUCAUCCGGCGCGCUGGCCCGCCGGAGGAAUCCCGUGACGGACUCUACGACAUGAUCGCACGAUACUUGGGGAGCCACAUCUGGCACGUACGAGAAAUCGCUGCUCGCACAUUGUGCUCGUUUCUUCUCAAAUCGGGUUGGGUCGGUUCGGCGGCAGAGCUCCUGAAAAGCUCUGGUAGUUCGGCAAACAAACUACAUGGAGCGCUCUUGACACUGAAGUUUUUGCUCGAGAGGCUCGCCGAAGUGAUGCCUGAUCAACUUUCCGAUCACGAGGUUCAUUCGGUGCUCGAUUUGCUUGCGGAACUGCCUGCAACGAGCAGCUGCAUCAGCACAUGCGCAGACGCGAGAUCGGUUUACAUUGAAAUCGUCUGUUUUCUAGCCAGACUGAACGGGACCAAAGUUAAGCUCGGAAAGAGCCCUAUUAUCGACCCUUUCGGACAUCUACCAUCCUGGGCACUCGAGCCUAGCGAUACUUCUGGCCAGAUACCAUCUACAUCCGCAUUGCUAGAUGCUCGGCUUGGAGAAGCAGCCGUCCUCCGCGCAUUGCAAUCGGGCAGAGCAGCGGGGAACGUGCUGAAGCAGACUCUGACGACGGCUCUGAACAGUGAUGUUAACGUUGCUUGCUCUAUCCUGGAGAGUAUGUCGGCCGCUGGCGAGUUGGAGUCAGACGAGUCUAGGGGUAAUCUCGUCGAGGCGUACAUGCACGUCUGCUUCGAGACCGACGCCCCCGAGCCGCGGGCGCUCGCCCUAGAGAAUCUAGCAGCGCUCCUAGAUACUCUCCUAAGCUCGGGUGGGAGCCGCGACUACAUCCCCACCGACGACGCCGUGACGCGUCUCUGGGCGAGCCUCCGCGACAAACCUAUGAACCCGAGCCUGUCAGACGCCAUCAUCCGGGUGAGCGGGCCGCUACUGGCGAUCGUCGUCUCGCGAUCCGGGGGCGUGGUCGGCGACGGUCUCGAGCACUGGCUGCGGUCGUGGGGCGCGAUGAUGAGCGAUGCCGGGACGGCCGACCAGGUGAGCACCCCAAAGCAGACGCCAGUGCGUGGGGCGUGGUACUGACAAGUCGCGACUCGCCGGUCUAGACCUUCGACACGCGCAUAGCUGCCGCCGACGCCAUGGCCUCGUUCACGGCCAGCGCCGCGCCGGGCCUAGCCGCCGGAGAGAACCAGGCGCAGCAGCACCCGGCGCACAUCCCCUGGCUCCUGGCGCUGUACGAUGCCCUCAACGACGACGACGACGAGGUACGCGCCGCGGCCGCCGCGGCCGCCGGCCCCGUCCUCGCGAACCGGCGCCUCGUCUCGGUCGAGGCCGCGCCGCUCCUGCUGCAGUGGCUCGUGUCGCGCUACGGCUCCCC
This is a messenger RNA of Durotheca rogersii, 4749 nucleotides long. Its product is annotated as putative death-receptor fusion protein-domain-containing protein. NCBI's taxonomy places the organism in Eukaryota, Fungi, Ascomycota, Sordariomycetes, Xylariales, Xylariaceae. The coding region runs from base 414 to 4454 and encodes 1346 amino acids. Gene Ontology annotation, biological process: tRNA methylation. The transcript is spliced from 8 exons. The record is from RefSeq and is a predicted model, not a curated record. Gene Ontology annotation, cellular component: cytosol.